Molecule: messenger RNA, 459 nt
Organism: Coniophora puteana RWD-64-598 SS2
Lineage: Eukaryota; Fungi; Basidiomycota; Agaricomycetes; Boletales; Coniophoraceae
Exons: 1
Coding region: 1-459 (152 amino acids)
Source: RefSeq, a predicted model, not a curated record
AUGCCCAGACCCAGGCCCAAGCCCAAGCCAAAGGCCAAGCCCAUGUCUGACACCACCUCCCAGCCUGCAUUUGAUGCUGCACCCAAUCUCACUGAACUCACUCCUGCACCUGUAGCCAAGCCCAUGUCCAACCCCAUAUCUGACACUGCUCCCAAGUCUGCAAAUGCUCACCUGCUCAAGGCUGCUGAGCCCACACUCAAGCCCAUUGAGCCCACACCUUCAUCCAUUCCCACACCUGAGCACAGGUAUUCUGUGUGCAACACCACUCCUGAACCUGUGUUUGAGUCCAUACCUUCCGCAACAAAGCCCAUGUCCAAGGCUACACCCACCCUGCCUGCCAAGUCCCCUCGCUCUGACUCUCCCUCUAUCAAUUCCAUGGUCUCUCAGCACAGCAACAAGACCAAUUCCACAUCAGCCAAGAGAUUGACUAAGGCCACCAACCCAAAGACAGGAAAGUGA